Messenger RNA from Symbiodinium natans, 1503 nucleotides. The record is from the annotation of a GenBank genome assembly. Lineage: Eukaryota; Dinophyceae; Suessiales; Symbiodiniaceae.
AUGCAAAACGCAGAGGCUGCUGAACAGCUCGCCCUCCAACUCAAGGGCCUGCUGCGUGACAAGACCAUGACGCAUGACCAGUUAGCGUCAUGCUACAGCAUCAACCAGGGUCACAGCCUCGUCCAGAAGCUGAAAGAGAUGAGUCUAGGCGAUCAUAUGACGCUAUCGGCCUUCGUGAAUCACUUCCACGAGCAUUUUGAAGCCGUCGGUAAAAACCAGCUGAAGGCCAAGGCACUCGCGACCCCAACGUCUCCAUCUUCAGAAGGCUCCCACAUCCCUCACGCUCGUAGAAUUGAAGGCUAUGGAAGCGUCAAUGCAGGACCUGGAGAGGGAGGGGAAGAGCCGGAAGAGCAGUCCAUGCGGUACUCGGACAUCUCGCAGAGCCUCCGGAACAUCCUCAAGGAAGCUUCUGGCCCUCUUCCCCUUCAGAAGCUUGACGCCCUCUUUGUCGAAAAGUACCAGACAUCGGUUUCUGCCAUCGCUGGAAUGUCUACGGUGGAGUACUUGCAGAGGAAGGAGAGCCUUUUCGAAUACAAUUCUGCCGAGCAGACCGUGACCUUGCUGGAAAAGGGCGCCACUAUCACAGCUGGUGAAAUGGAUGAAAGAUUCGUCAUCAAGGAGUUCAUUCAGCUAAUAGAGUCGAUGGGCCCUGUCACCUACAUCUCCACCAUUUGCGGCAAGUUCAUCCAGAGGAACGGCAUCUCUGUGACAUCAGUCAUCUCCAGCCGGCCCUUGGACCUCUUCAAGCGACACCCGGACUCUUUUCUUGUCUUGGGAGCUGGCAACGUCACCCUGAAGAAGUACGAGAGCCUGCCAGAAGUCCAGCGACUCAUGGAGCCAGCCCCGAAGGCUCACAAGAAGGCUCGUGAGAAGGUGACGGAGGAUCCACUGGAGAUUCCGGACGUGAUCACGGAACAGCAUGUUGUCGAGGAGUUCCGACGCUUGAUCCUGGCAGAUGGCAUGGACUCAGUCUACAUCUCAUCGCUGUGCGGUCGCUUCUUGCAGCGUUUUAAGCAACCUGUGGCCGCCAUUAUCGACAGCAAGCCGGCAGAAUUCUUGCGGAGGCAUCCGGAUAUCUUCGUAAUGACCGGCGGCGGAAACGUGGGCCUUCGUGAGGUUUUGGGGCCAGAUGCUGUUUCAGUGCUGCCUCCAGCCACACGUACAAAGCCAACAGCCCAAGUGGAGGCCGGGGCAUUUCAUGCAGCGCUGACGGAGAAGGACCUCCGUGACCUAGAGCACGGCACCCUUGGUCAAGAGGCCUCCCAGGCUUUCAUGGCUGCGCUGGAGGUCAUUCGUUCUGAGCUGCAAGAGGUGUCUUUCCUGGCCGUUGAUCGCGUCGUUGUUGGAGGCCCUGCCGGCCAUGGGCUUCAUCCUAGCCAUGGUGCCGAGAUUGUUGUAUUUGUCAGGCAGUUGCCGUUCAACAACUUUUCGCAGUGGCUGCCGCACAUCGUGGAGACUCUGACUUCGGUUCUGCUCAUAGCCUUUUCCCGAACAUGGCAGUGA